CCCAGACUCAGAGCUACUCUCCAAGAUUUGCAGAGACAGUAGCGGCACCUUCUUGAUCUCAAAAGCGGCAAAUUUUUGAGAGGCCAAAAUGGAGGAAUUAACAUCAGCUUUGAAUUCUCAUAUGGACCAAAUGGCAGAUCUCGUUGAGAAAUUCAGUGCAGAGAUGAGGUCCAGUCUUAGACCCGCCUAUGACAACUUCAUGGGCUUCUUCCACGCCAUUGACUGGACGGAACCUUGGUUGAUAUGUCUUCUUUCAUUUCAUGCCAUGUUUCUUCUUGUAUCAUUUGUCUCUCGGAGGAACAUCAAUUUCCAGAUGUUUUUGUUCCUUCUUGCACUUGGAGGAGUGUAUAGUGCUGAAAGGCUUAAUGGCUUAUUAGCUGCAAACUGGAAAAGCUUUGCGCGCCAGAAUUACUUCGAUUCACAUGGCAUUUUUCUUUCCACACUUUGGUCUGGGCCUCUGUUGGUUAUUGCGAUAAUAAUCUUGGUUAAUACCCUCUUUUCACUAUGUUACCUGAUUGUAAGGUGGAAAAAAGCCGAGCUUAGACACCGGGCCAGACUAGCUCGUAACAAGGAGGAUUAACAAACAUAUUGCUGCUCUGCUACGACUGGAGCAUAGGGUGGGCUCCUGGAAUGCGGAUUAUGCAAAGACUUACUCCAUUAUCUCCCUACACAAGAUUAGUGAAGAGAAUACCUUAGCUUGGACCGGGAGCACGAAGCACGUGUUACGUUAAACUUCUCCCUAUUUAAAUGUGUUUUCAUAAUUUGGUUUCAAAAAUUUUCCCUUUGUAGAGGUGAAAUCAGCAUAGCCUUUCUUGCUUUUAUACUCCAUCUGAGAAUCUGAGAGACGCUGUCCGUCUUUUAUUUAUCUUGCAGUUCUAGAUCUUGGAAUUUCUUAUUUCAUGAUUAAUGCAACUUUGUCCUCAGAUAAACUUGCCUGUGAAACAGGAAGCUGAAGAAGCGAGAAAAAUUAACACUUGAAUUUCCCUUAGAAUUACAAGAAAUAUUGGAAUUA
Molecule: messenger RNA, 1012 nt
Organism: Nicotiana tabacum (common tobacco)
Lineage: Eukaryota; Viridiplantae; Streptophyta; Magnoliopsida; Solanales; Solanaceae
Cellular component (GO): nuclear membrane
Source: RefSeq, a predicted model, not a curated record